AUGGAUGUGAUAGAUGCUGUGUGUUUGUGGGCUGUCCACCAAAAAAUGAGAAGACGCAGACAAAUGAGGGAAAGAAAAUAUUGGGUUCAUCCUAUUUUAAAUAAAAGGCUUUCUCAUAGUCUUUAUAUCGCCGUCACCAGCCGUGUCACAUACGCAUUCAUUCCCAAUAUCCAAUGGGUUCUCGCGCAGCAAUGGUUCUCACCGACCCAUUUCUCCGAGCAGUUUCUCACUGGACACGGUGCUUUCCAAGCAUACUUGCAUCGAUUCAGCAUAAGUGGCGUCGUGGUGUGGGACUGCAACGGAUCCCUCACGGAGGACUCGUGGCAUGUUCUUUUGCCCUGUCCGUUGCACACUGAACCACGAUUGCAGCUAACUGAGGACCUGUGCGCCUCGGGGAUCCGGGGGCCGUGGAAUGCUGCCGACCUGGUGGCAUCUUCCCGGUCACCCGUAACUCUCGAGAGAUUCGCGCGGGCUAUACUCUCAUAA
Molecule: messenger RNA, 486 nt
Organism: Cinara cedri
Lineage: Eukaryota; Metazoa; Arthropoda; Insecta; Hemiptera; Aphididae
Source: the annotation of a GenBank genome assembly